Messenger RNA from Pseudo-nitzschia multistriata, 1784 nucleotides. The record is from the annotation of a GenBank genome assembly. Lineage: Eukaryota; Bacillariophyta; Bacillariophyceae; Bacillariales; Bacillariaceae.
AAUCCUGUUGCAACAAGACGAAAAGUUUUCCCACAAGUCACAAUACUAAAGAAAUUUCGUGCCAAACACCAUUGGAAUAGUUGUCGAUAAAAUUAAUUUCGUCAUCUGUCACACAAAAGAAAUCAAAAGAUCAAAAGCGAUAGUUUUCACCAAUACGAGAAGAUUUUUCGUCGAAGCCUGAAUUGAAGUGCGGUCAUUCCAAUAAUAAUUUGGAUUUUUUCGUUCUCAAACCCAUUAGGCUUUCAAUCAAUCUACAGCAAGGAUGGAGAAUACAUUCAUACCCCAAGCAAUCGAAAUUGUUGGGAAAGCAAUCGAGGCUGAUAAUGCCGGGGAAUACGAAAAGGCACUCGGCUUGUAUCGAGACUCUCUGGGACGAUUCACUAUGGGACUGAAAUACGAAAAGAACGAGGCCCGCAAAAAGCUCGUUUUGGAACGUGUGGAAGGUUACAUGAAGCGCGCCGAAGAAUUGAGAGAUUAUGUUACCAAACAGAACGAACUCGACAAAAAUGGUGGCGGCGGAUCGGCUACGGCAAAAAAGGGAGACAAGGAAGACGAUAUGGAUGCAGAAAAGGCAAAAAUGCGGGGUGCUCUCGCUGGUGCCAUUGUUGAAAAACCAGACAUCACGUGGGAUGAUGUGAUUGGACUUGACAAUGCGAAAGAUAGUUUGAAAGAGGUAAGCAUGCUCCUCUCGAUAUCCUUGUGCAUUGUACGAUUUGGAAAUUUACAUCAGAUUCUCUCUAUUCGGUUUCUCAUAAAUUGCUUUGCCACUUUUAUUGCUAGACCGUAAUUCUACCAACUCGUUUUCCUCAACUCUUCACUGGAAAACGAAAACCCUUCAAAGGAAUUCUCUUAUUUGGUCCUCCUGGAACAGGUAAAUCGUAUUUGGCGAAAGCCGUUGCGACCGAGGCAGACUCUACGUUCUUUUCCGUCAGCAGUGCCGAUCUCAUUUCGAAAUGGCAGGGAGAAUCUGAAAAGCUUGUUCGGAAUCUUUUUGAAAUGGCUCGGGAGUCGGAAGGAGGCCGCGCCAUUAUUUUCAUUGAUGAAGUUGAUUCACUUUGUGGAAGUCGUUCCGAGGGAGAGUCGGACUCGAUGCGUCGUGUCAAGACCGAAUUCUUGGUUCAAAUGGAUGGUGUAGGAAAAAGCGAUUCUCGGGUCUUGGUACUGGGUGCGACCAAUAUUCCAUGGGAACUAGAUGCCGCAAUCCGACGUCGAUUCGAGAAACGCGUUUACAUUCCACUUCCGGAGGCCGAAGCACGAACGGCGAUGGUAAAACUGAAUUUGGGUGACACACCAAACGAACUGACAGAAGAGGAAUUCGAAAGAGUCGGUGAAAUAACUGACGGCUCGAGCGGAGCCGAUAUUAAGAUCCUGGUCAAAGAAGCACUCAUGCAACCAUUAAGAAAGUGCCAAAAAGCCAAACAAUUCUACGUUGAUAAAGAAGGAAAUUAUCAUCCCUGCGAUAGAUAUCCGAACUGCUCUGCUUGCCCUCCCAAGCUGUCCACCGACAAGCCAGGAAAAGAUUAUACUUGCAACCGUUGCGGAGCGAAGCGCAUGUCACUGUGGGACGUUCCAACCGAAAAGCUGAAAGCGCCGAUGGUUCUCUACGAUGAUUUCAAGAAAGUCAUGAAGAGUUCUGUCACUUCUGUAUCUCCAGAAGAGCUAGAACGAUUCAAAGAAUGGACCAAGCUAUUUGGUCAAGACGGAGCAUAGUGAUAUACACGUAAUAUUUCGCAUGCUCUGCUUUCGAUGCUACAGAAAACCCGUAAAAAAUCUAGACUUUUUCA